Messenger RNA from Odobenus rosmarus divergens (Pacific walrus), 1710 nucleotides. It is a transcript of the gene TAPT1, whose product is annotated as transmembrane anterior posterior transformation 1. Gene Ontology annotation, cellular component: endoplasmic reticulum membrane; ciliary basal body. Lineage: Eukaryota; Metazoa; Chordata; Mammalia; Carnivora; Odobenidae. The transcript has 14 exons. The record is from RefSeq and is a predicted model, not a curated record. Bases 1 to 1710 code for a protein of 569 amino acids. Gene Ontology annotation, biological process: positive regulation of cilium assembly; maintenance of protein localization in endoplasmic reticulum.
AUGGCGGGCGUCGGCGAUGCGGCCGCCCCGGGAGAAGGUGGCGGUGGCGGCGCGGACGGCCCGGAACGGGACGGCCGCGGCGAGGCGGAGCAGCCGGGAGGCGGCGGCGGCGGCGGCCACGGGCCCCCGCCGGCGCCUCAGCACACGGAGACGCUGGGCUUCUACGAGAGCGACCGGCGGCGGGAGCGGCGCCGCAGCCGCGCAGAGCUUUCGUUGUUGAGGUUCCUCAGUGCUGAACUAACAAGAGGGUACUUCCUUGAACAUAAUGAGGCCAAGUAUACGGAAAGAAGAGAAAGAGUAUACACUUGUAUGCGAAUACCAAGAGAAUUGGAAAAGCUCAUGGUUUUUGGAAUCUUUCUGUGCCUGGAUGCAUUUCUGUAUGUGUUCACCCUGCUUCCUUUAAGAGUUUUCCUGGCACUAUUCAGGCUCUUCACUCUGCCUUGCUAUGGCUUAAGGGACAGACGUUUGCUUCAGCCUGCUCAGGUGUGUGACAUUCUGAAGGGUGUCAUUUUGGUAAUCUGCUAUUUUAUGAUGCACUAUGUUGACUACUCCAUGAUGUAUCACCUGAUAAGAGGGCAGUCAGUCAUCAAGCUCUACAUCAUCUACAAUAUGCUUGAGGUAGCAGAUCGUCUGUUUUCAUCAUUUGGACAAGAUAUAUUAGAUGCUCUCUAUUGGACAGCAACAGAACCUAAAGAAAGAAAAAGAGCCCAUAUCGGAGUGAUCCCUCACUUUUUCAUGGCUGUUCUCUAUGUCUUUUUGCAUGCAAUUCUCAUCAUGGUUCAAGCAACAACUCUCAAUGUGGCUUUUAACUCCCACAACAAGUCACUGCUUACUAUCAUGAUGUCUAAUAAUUUUGUUGAAAUUAAAGGAAGUGUUUUCAAGAAGUUUGAAAAGAACAAUCUUUUUCAAAUGUCAAAUAGCGAUAUUAAGGAACGAUUCACGAAUUAUGUGCUUUUGCUAAUAGUGUGUCUAAGAAACAUGGAGCAGUUUUCUUGGAAUCCAGAUCACCUCUGGGUGUUGUUUCCAGAUGUCUGUAUGGUGAUUGCAUCAGAAACUGCUGUGGAUAUUGUAAAACACGCCUUUAUCACCAAGUUCAAUGACAUUACCGCAGAUGUCUACAGUGAAUAUAGAGCCAGCCUUGCUUUUGACCUUGUUAGCAGUCGACAGAAAAAUGCAUACACUGAUUACAGUGACUCCGUGGCACGGAGGAUGGGGUUCAUCCCUCUCCCACUAGCUGUUCUGCUCAUCAGAGUUGUAACAAGCUCAAUUAAAGUGCAAGGAAUCCUGUCUUAUGCCUGUGUCAUACUCUUCUAUUUUGGGUUGAUAUCCCUGAAAGUACUUAAUAGCAUCGUGCUGUUGGGGAAAUCAUGCCAGUAUGUGAAGGAGGCCAAGAUGGAAGAAAAGUUGUUUAAUCCCCCUCCAGCCAGUGCACCAGGCAAACCACCUAAUAAAUCACAGAACAAAUGUAAACCCUCUCAAGGUAUUUCCACAGAAGAAAACCUGUCUGCUUCGGUCACCAGCCAGCCUGUUCAUCCAAAGGAAAAUGUCAUCCCAUUACUUGUGGCAAGCAGUUCUGAUCAGUUUCUCACGACUCCAGAUGGCGAUGAGAAGGACAUAACGCAGGAAAGCUCUGAAUUAAAGCACAGAUCCUCAAAGAAAGAUUUGUUAGAGGUAGACAGGUUUACAAUCUGUGGAAACCGAAUCGACUGA